Messenger RNA from Protopolystoma xenopodis, 324 nucleotides. The record is from the annotation of a GenBank genome assembly. NCBI's taxonomy places the organism in Eukaryota, Metazoa, Platyhelminthes, Monogenea, Polystomatidea, Polystomatidae.
CUUAUCGGCCUGGCCACUUUGGGUUUCGCAGUCUUCCUUUAUCUGGAGCCAUACGCACAGGACUUCAUCCAUGGCUCUGGCCAAGAGGACGUGGUAAUGGUAGCCUUGUACACCCUGAUGUGCAUCGGAGGCGUAACCCUAAUCGUGGCACUACUGGGCUGCUGCGGCGCCUACCACGAGUCGCAAUGUGCCCUGGGCACUUACUUCACUCUCCUGAUCGUCAUCUUUGCGGCUCAGGUGGCGGCAUCCGUGAUGGGCUAUAUUUUCCGAGAUGAAGUGAGUCCACGGAUGUUUGGCUUAAUUCUACCAUAUUUCCAGGCCUGA